This is a messenger RNA of Anopheles coluzzii, 15997 nucleotides long. RefSeq names its product 5-hydroxytryptamine receptor-like. Bases 840 to 2603 code for a protein of 587 amino acids. Lineage: Eukaryota; Metazoa; Arthropoda; Insecta; Diptera; Culicidae. Gene Ontology annotation, cellular component: membrane. Gene Ontology annotation, biological process: adenylate cyclase-activating adrenergic receptor signaling pathway. The record is from RefSeq and is a predicted model, not a curated record. Gene Ontology annotation, molecular function: G protein-coupled receptor activity. The transcript is spliced from 11 exons.
CUGAGCUGUGGCCGAGGUUCGAACGCUUCCGGCGGGUUCGAUACGCUGCUCGUGCGUCAGUUUGUCAGCUCAGGUCGGUGCAUUCGGUCGGGUUUUUUUUUCGGUCAUCGGAGCGUCGCAUCGAAUAACGAGAGAAGUGUGUGUAGUUUCUUAUCGUUAUUUUCUUCAAUUUCGCUUUAUUCUCACACCAAGCUGAGUUAGUUUUUCUGCCACACCAGCCACCAGUGGCAGCAUAAAACACUGAAGUCAAAGUGUCGCGAGUGUUGUUGCUGUUUGUGUGAUUGUGUGUGUGUGUGUGUGUGUGCGUGAGAGAAAGUUUGUGACGUGAUACAGUGGUGUCCGGAGGGGUGUUGGUUCGGUGGGCGAUAGUAGCCGGCGGUACGACACUUCGUGCUCGACGUGCUAACGACGAUAAUAUACGAUUGUAAGCUCCCGGUGACAGGACCGUACCACACGGUCAGCAGUUUUCUUGGCCGGGUGUUUUCCGCACGCCGGGCAACAGGCACGUACACCAUCCCGACUGCCGGCAACGACCAGCAAACGGAAACGGAAAGCGAAGAAAAACUUUCCAGGCAGCAAGCGGAACCCAGCGUACAAGGCACGGCUUGUUCCGCGCUAGUCUUUGGCUGGUUUUGUCGAACACGCCGGGAUAGACGCCGCCGAUUCCUUCAAGGUUCCACCGAUGAGCCGGUUCGGUACCAGCGCCCGAUAGCAAGUGCAUCACGCACAUCGAUUCCGUUGUACGGAACGCCCCCGAAUGGCAGACGCUAGCGGACCUUACACCUUACAGUCGUAGUCGUAGCCGGCCGGCCGUUCGCGCACUCCCAACCCACCUAGCGAUGGAUUUCCAUAAAGCGCCACCGCCCCGGCCCCCGAGCCUGGCGACAGCCCUCUCCAAGGCGAACGAUGUGUACGAUUAUAUAUUCAUCGACAGCGGCAGUCCCGAUUCGUACCUGAGUGCGGACGUCGGCAGCAUCGGUAAUGAGACGUUCUUCAACGAGUCCGCAAACGCGUUCGCCAACACCACCGACCUCGGGCCAGUUCCGGCCAGCAUCAACGGUACCGCCGACGAGCCGCUCGCCGACGUGAUCGUGAUGGCGAUCACCUCGCUCGUCCUCGGGCUGAUGAUUUUAGUCACCGUGAUAGGAAACGUUUUCGUAAUAGCCGCCAUCAUUUUAGAGCGUAAUUUACAAAAUGUAGCUAAUUAUCUGGUCGCAUCGUUGGCCGUCGCCGAUCUGUUCGUGGCGUGUCUGGUGAUGCCGCUCGGUGCCGUGUACGAGAUAAGCCGUGGUUGGAUCCUUGGCCCGGAGCUGUGUGAUAUAUGGACGUCGUGCGAUGUGCUAUGUUGCACGGCGUCCAUACUACAUCUAGUUGCCAUCGCGACCGACAGGUACUGGGCGGUGACUAACAUCGACUACAUACACUCGCGAACUAGCCGGCGUGUCUUUACGAUGAUCUUUCUCGUUUGGUUCGCGUCCGUGAUCGUCUCGCUGGCGCCCCAGUUCGGCUGGAAGGAUCCAGAGUACCUACAACGAAUAGAGCAGCAAAAGUGCAUGGUUUCGCAGAACAUUGCGUACCAGGUGUUCGCCACGUGCUGUACGUUUUACGUUCCUCUCUUUGUUAUCCUAGUGCUGUAUUGGAAAAUCUAUCAAACCGCCAGGCGGCGGAUACACCGACGAGGGCCCAAAAUACCGGCUACACCGAACAGUAGCAAUCAGGAGGAAACACCAAAACCAAAGUCGAAGAUACGCUUUCACCUGAAGAAAAAGUUCACCAAUCCCACCAAGUCGGCCGUUUCGUCGCUCGGCCUGGUAGAGGGCAACUCGACCAACACGGUCAACACGGUCGAGGACACGGAGGACAGUACCGCCAAUGCCGCCGACCGGAAGGGCCUCGAGACGACGUUCAGCGGGGACGAGGGCAACGGGACGCCGCUGGGCAACAAUCAAAUACCGACGGUGUCGUACGAGGUCACGCACCAGCAGCUGGCGCAGGCUGCCGGCUGCUCGGAAUCGAACAAUAACAAUAACCCGGGACGGACCGGGUCGGCCGGCAAAACCAGCCCGAGCGGUAACGGUGGCACCCUGCCCGGCUCCACCUACCCGGUGCAGGCCGUGCACGCCUCCUCGCCGCUGCUGCCACCCCAGCACCAGCACCACAAUGCGGCGACGGCGGCAAAGCAACCGGCCGGCACACCCACUGCCCACCUCACGCCCGGCAGCGCGGGCAGUGGGCUGCAGGGGGCGGGCGGUGGCUCCACCCUCAACAUCGCCAGCACGCCGAACCCGCAGGCCCAGGUCUCGAAGCGCAAGGAAACGCUCGAGGCCAAGCGGGAGCGGAAGGCGGCCAAAACGCUGGCCAUCAUCACCGGCGCGUUCGUCGUCUGCUGGUUGCCGUUCUUUCUGACCGCGCUGCUGCUGCCGCUGUGCGAGAGCUGCUCGAUCAACGACACGGUCGCGUCGCUGUUCCUCUGGCUCGGCUACUUCAACUCCACGCUCAACCCGGUGAUCUACACCAUCUUCAGCCCCGAGUUCCGGCAGGCGUUCAAGCGCAUCCUGUUCGGCACCCACCGGUCCGCCAACUACCGGCGGGGCAAGCUAUAAAGCUGAUGACGAGCUGGCGACGAGCGGGCGGAGCAGGAGCGAAUGCAGCCACGGCGCCCCCAACCGAUGCGGAGGACGGAAGUGAAGCCCACCACCAUCUCCCGAUUGUUCAUCGGUCGCUUAAUCGUGCCGAUCAAGGCGUGCCCUCGGCGAACAAAAGCGUUGCUUGUGUAAUUUUCGCCCACGACAAAUAAUCAAACGGAAAUCGUCGUCGUCGUCGUCCGUCGCCGUCUUGGGAGCGUUGGCUGCGUUGCCAUGGAAAGAAACCGGAAUCAGCCGAACGGAAGCACAGGCACUGCCACGGGAUGGUCGUGAAAGAGAACAGGUAGUAAUGAUGAUGUAAGGAUGUCGUCGUCUUACACACACCAAAAAAAUACGGAUCUCCGCCUCCGAGAAGAGCGACAAAUUGUGCCGGGACGCUCGCCAAGGUGUGCCAAAAAGGUAAAAUUGUAGUGUGCAAAAAGGCAUACAAAAAAAAACCCCCCACGAAAAGGAGGUCGUAUUUUUGUAGAUUAUUUUUUCUUUUCUUUUCUUUUUGAUUUCGGUCUCGGUCCUCCCUAUCCCCGAGUUUAUCUUUAUUUGUUGCCUCCAGGGGGAGGGCGUCGGGAUGAGAUUUUCUUGUCCACGGCUACGCGGAUUUAUGUAUCCGCGGUGUGUACGCACAUAACUCAAUUAAUGUCCUGCAUGUCCUGUACCAGCAAAUGGUGUUUUAUGUAUAUACAUGUAUAUGGCUACGGAUGUGUGUGUAUGUGUGAGUUUAACAAAACCACCAAACACACACACACGUCUACACGAAGGGUAGUAAAAACUCACGCCUCGUCGCCACACGAGAUGACACACACACACACUAGAAGCAAAAGAAACCCCUCACGAAUGUACAAUUUAUGAAGAUGUGCUUCCGGGAACAAAACACCGGGACGAGAAGCAGCAUUGCACAGCGAGCGGCAAAGCGGUCGUUCCAUUUUUGCCCGAAGUGCAUUCCACUUCCUGGUGGAUGAUAUUGUGUGCGCGCUUUUUGCCCCUCCAACAGGAUACGCACCGUACUCAUCACAGAGAGAGAGAGAGAAAAAAAAAGAGAGAUGCAAACAAAAAAGAAAGAAACCUGCUCGUAAUCCUCAGAAAACGGCCCUUCGCUGUCUCAAACCCAACCGUACUGAGCUCCACGGUAGAGACGGCGAAGGGCCACAGCGGACGGACGCACCAGGUAGAGAAGAAUAAAAUAAGUACGCGCCGUAUCCUGUGAGCAAUAGCGGCGCACUCGUCUCGUGGUCUCAUCGCGCCAUUAUCCUAUGCCCGCCCAGCGAGCAGCAUCCCGGUGCUUCACCAUCGCACGCUUACGCACCAUCAUCAUCAUCAUUUUGAGCGGCCAUUCCAUCCGUUCCGAGCUUUUCUCCGAGCCUGUCCCCCAUUCCGGAAGCUUUUUUCUCAUUCAUCCUCCUUUUCUAUGCGCUACCCCAUUAUUGGCAUUAUUGUCACACUUUGCGCUUUAAAGCGUGCCUCUCCGCGGUGGUGGUGAUAGUGUGUGUAAGUGACCUCCGAACGAUGGACUUUAUUUUUUUUUUGUGCGUUGUACAAACACUCGCUCAGGCGGCUCGAGCAUGUCCCGCUUUGAGUAAAGAUUCAAUUUUAAAGUACCCCCGGUGCGCGGGGAUGGCAACGCACCGCAUGGCUAGGAUAAAGGUGAACGUGUUUUUGAUCCUUAGGGAGUUUCCCUCGUUGUCCAACCGCCAACCGAACCACCCUCACCGGAUCGAUGCGAACGAUUAUGACUUCCUUGUUGGCAUUGUGUACGGGCUUUUCUGCCACGGGGAAAGCAAUAAGCAUUUUGUGGUUUAAUAUUUAGUUGUUAAGCUAGAAAAAAGCACAUGAAUCGGAGUUUCUGUUUUGUUGUGAGCUGAAGUUGAUUUUUUUUUGUAUUGUGUUUGGAUUUGAAAUUUGGAUUCACAUUCAUGCAAGUAUGUCUAUUUUAUGCAUUUUAGACCUUUUUUAAGUGAACGAUAACGAUUUAUUACACCUUAUUGCAUACCUUCAGGCGCUUAUCAUUAUUUCAAAAGGAGAUUUGCUCAAUACGACCACAUUUCUUUCCUAAGUAAGAUUUAUUAUCAGUUUAAAACAACUUUUUUAAACAUAACGCCAUUGAAAUACAUUGCAUAACGAAAGGCGCUUAAUAAUAGCCAAGGCACUAAGGGAAUAGUUAGCAAAAGCACCAAGAGCCUAUUUUAUGAUUGUCAUUUUUUAUCCUAUUAAUUUCUUUACAAAUCCCAUGUUAAAUGCCUUGAAACGCAUAAAAGCAUCCAAAUAAGAAAAAAUCACAUUUUAGAUUAAAUAAACAAAUUACAUAAACAUACCUUUGCAUACCUUUAGGCGCUUCAUCACAGUACAGAAACAAGCAUUUAUCAACAGCAAAAAUUUGCAUGAAAUGUAAAAAAAGGUGGUGAAAUGAUUUUAUCGUUGUUCACAAACUGUUUUUUUUAAUGAUCAUUUUACCUGCAAUCGUACGUUUAUAGCCUCAAUCAUGCAUGCAUGUUGGAAGCUUCCACACAGUUGUAAUAGCAUGUAAACCCUGCGUGAAUGGAUGGACAGGCGUUUUGUCUUUCCUCCCCCCUGCUUUUUCAAAGCUUUUCCGUUCCAGUUUCUUACCGUUUAUCGGUACGAUCGAAACACACCACCUGGAAAGGUAAAUCGAGGCUUGAGGAGCCACGGCUUAGCUUGCGUUCGCGUGGCACCUCCGACAAGGUGCCGGUUUUUGCCUCUCUUGUGAAAGGUUUAAAUUUGUGUCUCUUUUCAAAGUCCCAUUUUACCCUUUGAGCAUCUUGAUGGAUCCUGCGCUCGUUACCAGCGGCAUUCACAAGCGCCAGCUUAUCUGCCCCUGUCCCCUCCGUGAGGUACAUCCUUGCCGAGUGUCGGAGGUGUCGAAAGUGUUCUUCCCAUCUUUCGCCGUCGUACACCGGAGACGCAUGUCAUUUUUCCAACACCUUUUUUGUGUUGCUGCUGCUGCUGCUGCUACUUUCCAUCAAUCGAUAAGAGCGGCCGACGAGCAGGAAGAGAAAUAUGGCCAAGAUGCUGAUGGUGAGCCGAAUGAUACUGACAGAGCGGCACUCCGCUUCGUAAUAGAAUUGCGCCCGUAAUUCACGGCAACCCAGGGCGGUAAUCCAGAGCCGGUCUCGGGGAAGCCAACUUUCCCGUAGCCAUCCUGCCCCGGAUCGCACCGUAGCUGAUUCGCUAUUCAACUUCAUUUGCCAAGGGCCAGCCGAGACCGUAGGCAAAAGGUGAAAAGGGCGUUUUGGUAGCGAAGCAAGCAAGCAACAACAAAAAAAUGGAGAAAGGGAUCAAGUUUAGCAGGCAAAAGCUUGCCAGUGCACACACAUGGUGCGGCGUCUGCUUUCAAUCAUCAUUUAAAGCAUAAGCUUCACGCUUGUAUGAUUAUAUAUGUAUGGACAAUAAUUCGCAUUCAUCCCUGCCGGGGAGUUGGGUCAGGUUAAGCUAAUGUAAUGUAGUGAGCGAUUUUCUCUUCUCUCUUUUUUAUGCUGUUGCUUUUUCGUGCGCUUUUUGUACGUGGAAGCGUGAUUUGUUCCUCGAAUUUGAUGCGCUAAGCGAGCACCUUAAGCUUACGUUUUGGGGGAUUUGGUGCUAUAAAAAAAUCACGAGGAAACCCGCAGCACCAAGCAGAGGACGCAGCCAGGGUUAAAACUGAAUUUAAAAGCCGCUGCCAAAUAUCCCCACAGGGGUCGGGUCGGCUGACCCGGUAACUGCUGCGGUAACGAUUUAUUUUUAUAUUACAUUCUCUUUGAUAUGUUGCGUCAGUUCUUUUUUUACAUGUUUUCCUCCCUAUACGCUUUGUUACAUGUUUUAUGAUGACUGCGUGUGUGUGGCGUUCCUAUUAUGAUGGCCAAUGAAUAAAACAUAAUUUUGCAAAACGGUCAACGAGCAUCGGGGGACGCUUGCGGUAUCCCAUCAGCCAAAUAAAUGAUGGUUUUAUAAGCCGCUAGACUGCAUUAGUGUGUCCAUUUUCUGUCAAUUGGAUUUCUUUUUUUUUUGCAAAAGCUUAUUUCCAUGUGUGUGAGUAAUAUUGGCUUAAAUAUCGAAGGAUUUGUGCUGUGUGCAAACUGAUUCAGCAAAGGAUGCUAUUGCAUGGCGUAUUGCAUACCUUUAGGCGUAUUUAAAGAAUUAACUACAAACGCAACUUUCAUGCACAACUCACCUCGUUUCCGCCCGUGCGCUAAUGAGCUGUUGCCCAGCAAAGCUCUAAAGCGUUUCAUUACACCCAAAAGGUUUACGCUCUGCAAUUAAAUCCUCCAACCGAUCUGUCGAUCGGCGAACGCCAUUUUAAUACGCUCCCUUUCAAAUACGGAAUAGAAAAUUCAAUCCACGCCAGUGAACGUUGGGGCGCAUUUAAUGUUGCUCAUUACCGCGCGAAACGAUGUAAAAGCCAAUUACAAUCACAUCAUUCAUCUCCCCCCAGUGUCCCCAGUGUCAACCGGUCGGUUUAAAUCCCUUACCUUAGCAAGGCAAACAGGUACAAAAAAGAAGCGCGCUCUACCGGGUUUUGUCCGCCACCUUCCGGACCGCAACCGUCAUUGCCCUUUCGGUUGGUUCAGUAAUCGAUUAAAAGUGACAGCAUUCUCGAUCGAAACCUCAACAUCUUGCGCAGCGGUAGGUGAACGAAGGAAAAAAAAUAGCCUCAACACACUGGCAAACCCGUGUUGCACCUUCCCCACUGCCAACAGGCAGCUCAAGGGGUUUUUAUGGGAAUUUCUGAUUGAAUUUUAACCGAAAGCUCCGGCUGGGCUGUCCCCAUUAGCAUUACUAAUUUCGGCCCAAUCGAAUGACGCAGACCAAGCGGCCCCCGGUGUCCUAGCAGGGGGGCCGGCCGGGCUCAUUUGGGCCGUGUUCGGCAGGAAGCGCCUUAAAUUAGUUCUCCCUCCAUACCACUCGAGUCGCUGGGCCUGGCGGGACUUUGGUCCUUCCGAUGGGAGCUAAUCAACUAAAAUUAGCAUCUUUUCCCCUCCUGUCUGCAUGUUUUGCAUUUGUUUUCGCCUGUUUAGUGGUUACCACAGCAGAAAUGGGGGGGAACCGCGAUCGGGAAGGCCACGCAGCUGCCCAGAAGCCCUGCAAAGAUGUGAGCCGAUGUGUGUGUGUGUGUGACACUAUACAGCAUCGGUUGUCUGUACGCACUGAUUAGAUUAGGUUUUCAGGAGUGGUUUCCCAGCUGCAAGCAAACGAACCGUUCACAUUACACUGUCCUUUGUCCUUCUCUCUUUUUUUGCCCUGCAACUCCCAAACUUCUGGUUCGAGAGCUUUCCAUUUUCUACUGUCUCAUUUUCCGGCCUUCCUGCCUUCGUUCGAGCCAGCCAGGAUCGGCGGGAAUACCAUUUCAAAAGCAAUCAAUCAACCAUUUGUGUUUCCCGGGGUUGUUGGUUUUUUUUUGUUUCCGCUUUCUAGUGUAUCCUUUUUUUUAUUAAAAGAAAAAGAAAGGCAUUUUUUAUGCUGUGUUUUGUUUGGUGCGCGGUAAAACCCAACCCAUAAUGCCCUUCGCUCACCGCUGUGGUUGCAGUUUAUACGGAUCGGUAUUUCAAUGAUGUCUCAAGCUUGUGACUUUAUCUCGUCGUUAUAUUUGAGAGAAGAAGAAAAAAAAAACGCCCCGCAUUUUCCGAUCGGAACAACGCGGAACGCGAAAGGGUAAAACAAAAUCUCUGAAACGCGACAUCCAGACUCCGUGCACGGUGGGUUUGGUAGGGGACAAAAUAGAAUUGCAUGAUUUAUUAUUUUAAUAGGUUUGAUUUGAAUUAAAUUAAACUCAAUGUUUGCAGUUUUAUAUGAUUUGUUUGGCAAUAAAUAUAAGAUAAAUUCGACGAAAUACAAAAUUACACACUUCAAGGGUUAUCAAUCCCACAGAACCAUAAGAUAGAUAAUGUUAUGAAUUACGGUCUACAUGGCGAACGCUUCCAUGCCAUCUUAUCUCCUCAACAUGAGACUAUGUGCCACGAUCUCUCGGUCAUUGUGGACGAUCUUAAUGGACUUUAUUGGCUGGGUCGUUCGAUUAUAUCGCAAUUAACCCACCAGAGCUUGACGAGCUUCAUACGCUGCACAAGAUAUGUACGUACUGGUACCUUCAAGGUACGAUAUCUCUGGCUGCCGAGACAAAUUCUUGGAGAUAAACUGCUUUCUAUGGGUAUGGAAUGACUGGAUGGUGCGACCAGUGCGCGACUCAGUUUUCGUGCAGUUGUCGGGAUGACGUUUGACCCAAGAUCAUGGAAGACUUCAAAAGAUUGUUCGCUUAUCCUACGUCACUCCUAGGUAGGUCUAGAUUUGGUAGUCUACAGCUACCUAUAAGAGCUACAGACCAAUGUCUAUAUAUGAAGCGUAUGACAGGAUAUAGAAUAACUUUUUAAAGUCUCCACCAUCUACAGACUUGACCACUUACUAUUCCACCAGAAAUGAGAUGUAUCUGAAGAAUGGUUUUUAUUAAUUUUAACAUCAAUCCUCAUUCAACUGUUUCAGCGUAUUAUCUUUUUACAUCAUCGUGCUAAAAGGUCCAUUGCAUGUCCACUACCUUGUACCACUGUGCCCUAACGAUGCUUUUCCACUUGUGCUUGGGAGCUUUGCUACCCACCGUGCGUAUCGAUAUCGCUCGGUGGAUGUCUUAAGCGUUCAUCCAUCCUUUCUCCACUCCACGAUUCCAGUUCUAUUUUUUCCACCUUCACCCAAACCACUACAGUAAAUCUCCUCUAACGAUCGUGACACUGCUCGUGCCCGGACGGGCGUAACCGGAGAACGAAUGACAUUGAUGGGGAGGCUGUAUUUUUUUUGUUGUAGCAGUUUUCCUUCUGCAGCCUCUCAUCCCGGGCCUCGCCGAAUCGAUUGUUGACGAAGCUGGAAGUCGCCGGCGAGCUGGUCGAUAUCGAUAAGCGCAUCUACGUGCGUAUCAAAGUUGAUGAGAGAUUGAUGGGCGUCUCGAAGCGGCAGCAAAAAAUAACAGCGACGAGGCAGAGAUGUGGACACGGUUUUGCUUUCUUUAACCCGCUAAAGCAAAAACUACCACUCCUCAGGCUUGUGCUGUACUUCCUGCCCGUGCAUGAUUGCUCUCUUUUUUUUUUCUUCGUUAGUUGGUGUCUGCGUUGCUCUUAACGAUUCGAUUCCCGAUAUCAUAAUAUCGAGCCUAUCGGUGUUUUUUUUGCUUUUCUUUUUCCCGUUCUCAAAUUCACCGCUGUCCGGGGAACACUGUCCCAGCCACAAAAGCACUCACAAGCGACGUACGACGGUGACAAAACAAUGAAAAACUCAUCAACAAUCUGGAUCGCACGCGCGCUCGUAGGGGUGUGUGUGUGUGUGUGUGAACGCAGAAGCCGGGAAAAGGGCAAGUGCGUCAGUAACCUUUUUGGAAAAUCCUGAGAAAGGGUUUAUUAUUUUCCUUCCUGCUCCCUUCCGAACGUUCCUCCACGUAUUCUUUCGCUCGUUUCGGUUGUAUUGUUGGCGAUUUGGACAAUUGAUUUGAAUGGAAGCGUGGAUGCAAGAAGUCGCGUAGGCUUCGGGAUGGGCGGCAAACCGCGAAAGGGAUCGAUUUUUAUGCUUUCCUCCAGUUUGGUUACGGUUUCGGUAACGUUGGGCGGAAGGUUGGAGGUUGGGUUUAAAAAUCUUCCAAGAAGCUCAACCAGCAAAAUGAUUUGCAAAUGUACGCCUCCCUUCGUUGCCAGAUGUUUGCCGUUCCUUUUCUCGGGCGUUUCUUUUUUUUUUCAGUUUUGUUUCCUCUUCAGCCUUUAGCAGUGAAGCAACAUUAUAAAUGAUCAGUGUAGAAUUACCACCCCGAAUGAUGAUUACGUUGUUAUGGGCUAAUUUUUGACGGACGAAACUUUGACCGGACUUUUGGGGUAGCUGUGUUUUUUUGUUGUCGUUGUUGUUGUUGUUGUUGUGGUUUUCAUCCUACACCAUUGUGUAAUUUCUGCACGUAGCGCACUUCCUGUACGUCCAAAAAUGGGGACGACUUAUGGGAAGGGGCAAAAAAGAGAAGAAAAAAACCUACCACCACACCCACACCAAAAAGGGGUACAGUAAUGAGCGAAGAAAAACCACAGCAAACGUACUCGCAAAAGUUUUGCGUUUGAUGUCGAACGCAUUUGACCCAACCGCUGCGUGAACGCUCCGGACCUUUGCGGCAGAAAGAAAAAUUGACGGUUGGGCAAAUUUGAUUACAAUCCUUUUAGCAACGUUGCUGUGCGUUGCGGGCGCGUAUGCUUUAUUGUUUGGAGUGGCAUUUUUGCUUUGUUGUGUUGGACUGCUGCUUUUUUCCGUCGGACGCUUCCGCCUCGCGCUGCUGCGUGUUGUUUCAAGUAAUGAAAAUAAGCUCAACGCAAUGUGUUUAAUUAGCGCCGGUGCGCGUACUGUUGACACAUCUAAUGGUGUCGGUCGCCCGGUUUUGACAGUGAAAUGUGAAGCAAUGGCGGAAUAAUACUGUCGAGUUUCAUCAUCAACUGAAUCAAAAUGGCUUAAACAAAAAAUAAACACACACACACACAUACAGUACACGGUGGCAUUCAUGGUCGUGAUGAGGAACAGGCGAACUGUUUCAUUUUUUUAUUCUGCGCAGCUUCUUUUUUUACCAUUCAAAAGCAUCUAUUUUAAGAAACGGCAACACUGCUGUUUCUUCUUCAGCUUCUUUCCAAGGGUUGUAAUUAAAUUUUCCCACUACUGUAAAUUAAGCGUUGUGGUUGGUUUCGCCUUUCGUUUUUGUGUGUCCUUUCGAGCGACUUAACUACAACGACACACACAGAGCGUGGGGUGAAUUUGAAAUGCUUCUAUGUUUUUAAUUAUUUAAUUUUCCUAAAACAUUCAACCCCCAAUUCGUGUCCCCCUUUAUGGGAGGUCGGCUGUACCCGUUUGCUUUGGGUCUAAAUGGUGAAAUUAAGUUAACUUCUGUGUGGAAACACGUUUGUUAUGAUGUUGUAGACUUUGCUGGCUUCACACACACACACACACUGUACAGCCUUAAAGUUUGAAAAGAUUUUUUCCCUGCUCGAUGGUUCGGGAAAGGUUCGGUAUAAGAUGAUUGCCUUAUUAAACCCCUGCGUAAAUGUCCAAUAGCUAUGCAUAUGAUAAGACUCAAAACACACAUAUAGAUAAGCCCCGUGCAAGACGCCUCAAUGGGUGUUCGUUUGUAUCGUUGUCCUCUCAAUCGUUCCCAGCCGGGUUGGGUCUUGGUUGUCUUGGGCGAAACUUUUCAGAUCUGCAUAAUCUUGCCUUUUUCCUUAAGGAGUAGGGGACUUUUAAACUUUAAACCCUUUUGUUUAUCGAAAUGGAGAGAAAAAUUCGAACAGGGAUUUUAUUCAAGCUUUGCAUUCACAUUCCAUAACCGGUGCAAAAGAUUUCAAUGGUUUUAAAUAUAUGCAUGCUUUCAUAAUGAAUGGGCCCGAACAAUAUGUUUCUCUUGGCAGAUUAUGUCUUGUGCUAGUGGCGACGUGAUACUGGAUGACUUGAGUUUUAAACUCUCAGUAAAGUUAGAAAGGUUGGGAAGUUAAUUAAAGAACACACUCACUGAAUGCUUUGAAUUAUUAAUAUUUUAUCUCUUUGAACCACCCGCACCAGUGCCGUUCGUCGCCGUAAUGUCUCAAAAUCAAACAGAAUACAAAAUUGUCCUUUGUAAUCGGCGAAACAAGCUGCCUCAGUUUUAUGAACAGCGCCAAGAAAAGUCACCCACUCAACACUCCACUCAAUCCACCAUCCAUCGAACAACCGGCGAUUGAUCCUUUCGAAACGCUCGCCCUUUUUUAUGCUUCUCCUUCGGCGAAACCAAACCCUUCACUCGAACAGUUAUUACAUUUUUAACGACAUUUAUUACGCUAACCCUGAGCUGAGCUCCCAUUUCUAUGAAUGUCUGUCAAAGUUGGGAUUAGGUGAAAUGCUGAAAUGCGGUACGAAUGACGGAAAUUUUGCACCUAAUAAGGCAUGUCCCCGGUAGCUUGCCCGCCGCCUGCCGUAGCCCGGCUUGGUGGUGCUACAGCAUUCGCACGAACCGGACGACCGGAAAUUAUCCAUCGACACAGCUAGCAGUUCUGGCCUGAAAUGCUCUAACAAGUUACUCAUUACGCCGUUCAAUCGAGCUGUUGACAAGCGUUUCCGUUGUGCUGUCUAAUGGCACUGUGGGAUCUGUUCGUAGAACGGAAGGAAAAUGGUUAUUAGUUUUUCUUAGAGCGCUUUCGCUUUCGAUGGUGAUAACGUUUUGGUGUUUUAUAAAUUAUUUUUAUUUUCAUUUAAAAACCCGUCGUCACAGUAAUGAACGUUUUGGAGCAAUCAUUAGAAAAACAGAGAAGGUAAAACAUUAAAGUAACAACUCUGUUCUAUUUCCUUCAUAAACAUCUAUAAAACCAUCCAAAGCACAAACGACAAGGUCAGUGGUACACAGUGCAAUUGUCUGCUUUGCUGGUUGAAUAGCUGAUAUUACUGUAGCUGAAUCUGCUGAAAUCAGCGAUCCGCUCGGCUAGUUCUCCAUAACAUCUACACCCUACAGUACACUUUUGCUGCUAAUUGCACACGUACCAUUAUAGACACAAAUGUCCCAUUCACACAAAAGUCCUUUCACUGACACUGAGCAACAACAGCAGCAGCAGCAGUAGCAGCAGGAAGAGGAAGCUUCGGCAUCGAAUCCUUCUUUCCUUAUUGCGGAAGCAGCGACAGCUAGAAACAAUGGUCUCUCGGCCACCACACCCAAGUCCGGAACGGUAUGACUAAUCGUUAAAAAUAAUGAUUAUUAGCGUGCUGGAGCCGAACGAAACAAAGAAAAGCUGGCUGGGACGAUCCCUCAGACCGACAGAGUGUACGUUUCUUGUGCUGGUUCUUAAACUGCGCUAAGAAGCAGCACAACACAAAACGUACAGCCGGUAUGCGGUUCGGAAUGCUUCCAAUUGAUUCGUCCUUUUUUCCUGUGCCAAACUGGCCCUUGGAAGGGUUUUGCUUUUGUUAGACAAAGAGUUUUUGAGUUACUGGGCUUUGUUUAAAGACGGUUUUAAUGAGACGAUCUCGUGUGACACUGUGUUCUUCCUUGUUACCCACCUCUUACGACGAAAUGAGGUGAUCGGGCCCAUUAUAUGAUCAGGUUCAUACCUGACAUUCAGUCGUUGAUUAGUGUUAAACAAGAAGCCAGUUCUGUUCGACGAAAUAAACGAUCAAAACCACGUUCAAUCCACCAGGACAGGAGAAUAUUGCGAGAAGGUUUACAGGGCAAAAUCGAAGACUCGUUGCCAAUGUACCCUUUGUUUUGUGCAUGUAAUCUACAUCUUCUGCAUCUUGUACAUGUGAGCGUGCGGUAAGACGAGGCGUGAGGAGGAAUGUGCUGUGGUUGUGUAGUUAAAGUUAAAAUCCUUACACACACACUACCCUGUAAAAUGAUCCCCAGCACGAUCACAAUUGCUGACAUAAUGUUGCGUAAUGUUGUACCAAUGUAAGAGUUGCGUGUACGCGAAGCUAGUUAAACAUGCCAGCCAGAAGUUCGAAGUAAGGAAAUAGACGAAAAACAAACCCGUUUUUGUUAUAAAAAUGUGUAGGAACUCUUAAUAGAUCAUAUAGUUAAAUUGUAAAGUAAAUCGUACGCAAACAUACGUAGCCAUAAGGACAAAGCAUCCUAGAUGGAAAGGAGGAAAAACAAAACGAAACAGCGAAAUCAACCCGUAACCACUCAGCAAAUGCCACCGAGAGUUUUAGUGUAUAGGAACCAUGUAGCUAGACAGAAUGCUAUUUGAUGAAAUGGACUAAGCCAAGGGAGGGUGUAAGUGUGUGUGUAUGUGUAUGUAACACAGAUAUAGCCAAUUUAGACUACUUUUAAUGGUUGUUACAGCUCCGUACAUAACGGCUGCCGUCAGUUGCGGAUGGAUUUGAAUGUGUCUAUAACAAAACAAAGCGUGCAAACACGCACAUAUACAUACAUAUAGCAUAGUAUACAUUAGAUAUAUAAACGAAAUGGGAGAACAACUUUAACUAUACGUACUUAUUAUGCCAAAAUGUCCAACAAAACAAACAAAAACGCAAAGGAGGGCGGCACAAGCAAGGCUAGCUUAUACAACGUUACUGUACAUUAUCAAACCAAAUACAAAACACAAACGAACGAUGCGGGAUGUUUUUAGCGGAUAAGGAUACGCACGUCUCGAUGCUUCUUUCUGCCCGAAGAAGUUUAAACACGAGACGAUGCAUGUUUGGAUGUUUUGCAUUACUCCAGACAGCACUCAAAAAAAGCGGUUUGCCCCGGGAGUGUUUACAGCGUAAUGCCAAAUAUGCGGACGAAACGUAUAGAUGAAAACAAAAGUUAAUAGGUUUAUGGGCUGGGGCAGAUGUAGAUUGUUAAUAUAUUUAAGUAUUACAAAUAAAAGUAUAAGAAAUUGAGCGACGAGUGAGUAUGGGAAAUACGGUGAAGAGGGGAGAAGCAAACACUAUUUUUGAAAAGGGAAUUUGUAAAAAACAAAACAAUAUCAUAUGUGUCAAACCACGCACAAAUAGAUCGUGGCGAUCGGUGAAGGAGCCCACUUCACCAUCACGGCGGUAUAAUGUACAUAGUAAUGGAAUAUAUUUGAGGGGAAGCACUUCCCCAUUUGUCUAGAAUAAAAUACAAACUGUUAAGCUACGCUACGAAACAUUAGAUUGCGCUUGUGUACGUACGGUACGUAUGGUGUACCAUAUAUUUUAAAACCAGUGAGUAAGAUGCAAUUUCAGUGCAUGCCGAAGAAUUGACCGCUCACAUGGGGAAACGAAGUGCGAAGACCUAGAAAGACCAACCAGCCAGAGGCUCACGCCGGCAGCUGAGCUAAAAGCUAAUUGAAUCUUAUCCUUCACGCUUCACACCAAGUUACGGGACGGAGCAGAUCUGCAGCUCCCAACAUUGCCCCACACUCGUCUAGCUUCACGUCUGACUACAAAACAAUGAUCCAUAUAUCUGUUGGAUUCUCAAGUGUAAAAUGGGAGCACGUGUGAAAGAGAAAAGAUCAAAACAACUAGCCAAAUAGUGAAUCAAAUCGAUACUAAACAAAACAAGUAACAAGUUAAUCAAAACAUAACUAAAGCUGAGCGUCACACGUAAACUCGAGAUGCUACCGAAACACACACACGCACACACACAAAAAAACGCACUACGCGUGCAAAACAGAAAGCAACAAACUAAGGAUUGUGAAUUUGUUAAAGGUUAUUGAUUAUAUUGUUAAGAGUACAGGAUAUGUGUUUAAAAAUCUCAAAUCAAACGUACGUACCAUAGUGGGGCGGGGAUCGCCGUUAAGCGAACAGUUCAAUAGAAAGCAAAAACCAAACCACAGAAGAGGACAAAACAAAAAAAAAACAAACAAACAAAACAAACGAAAACGAAACAAAACAAGAAAUAAACAUAACAUUGAAUAAAGACAAAAGCAACGGCUUAUUAUUUA